Messenger RNA from Symbiodinium sp. CCMP2456, 1077 nucleotides. The record is from the annotation of a GenBank genome assembly. NCBI's taxonomy places the organism in Eukaryota, Dinophyceae, Suessiales, Symbiodiniaceae.
AUGUCGGCAGGGCAAGUCCGACUGCGGGAAAUUCAGAAGGUGUACAGUGAAUGGUGCGUCCAAGCUGCGGAGAUCAUCCUGGCCGCGCGGGUGGACCAUCCGAGGCCGACUGGGACCCCGCAGCAGACGUCGGCCAGUUUUAAUUUGAAGGUGCCCGAGCUGUUCAACGUUCGAAACGAGGCGGUGGCUCGGGCCGAGUUCUUUCAACUCCGGACGCAAAGGUCGUUCCAAGUGGAGAUCUAUGUGAGUGGCGAAGACGAGGAGGGAACCAGUGAGGAGGCUGGCCAGCUAUUAGAGCGAUGGACCUUCACGUACCUCCCGGCUGCAGCACAGCCGGAUCCAACGGCUCAGCUAGACAGGCACAACCAGACACUCGUCCGUCGGCUGAGUGUCGUGCUGCGGACACUUCUAUUUUUCGUGCGCCUGCUGCCGGCCCACGGCUUGUGCCGCAGCGCACGCAGCGGCGAUCCGGCAGGCCAGCCUCCUCCCGCCAGGUAUCACCGCUUCCGCGUUGAGGCCUGGCCCCCGACCUCCCGCACGCCGGCGGUGCAGGAGCUGGUCUCGCAGGAUUUCGUGACCCUUCCUUCCACAGCUGGAUCUCUACGGCUCAGUGUGGCUCAGCGAAAGGACUUGAAGUGCUUGAGCAGUUCCGGGCCGCUCAAGGGUGUUGCUGCCAUCUCCUCGCAGAUGGACACAAUAGACAUGGAGGAAGGCUUCUUCGCCCAAACAUCCAGCGCAGCCGGAAGCGGCGUCAGUGAUGCCGCCCGGAGCAAGCUGGAUAAGAUUGCUGAGGAGCCCGAGGUGAGACAAGGCGAAGUUGCGAAACUCCAGCCAGGUGGACUUGCAGAAGGAGCGCAGUCUCAGUCCACUGCAGCCCCAUUCGAGCCGAACAGUGCAAAGUCUGCUCUGGCCGUGACUCCGUUACUACUGAAUCUGACAUCUGCAUCUUGUUCAUGGCGAGCUUGUGGACCUCAGUCCUCUGCCACUUAUCUACUUCGGGUUGCAGCUUGUCAUCUCCCGCGGCCUGUCGACCCAAGCCGUCGCACACUUGGUGCUGACCGACUCGUAGGUUCGUAG